AUGGCCUCUUCCAGGAGUUUUUCUGAGGAGCAAUUCCAGGAGGCUUGCGCGGAACUUCAGAAUCCCGGGCUGUUAGGCUGGAAUCGGCAGAUGGAAUCCAGGGGACUUACCGUCUACCGGAAGCUAAACAGGCCGACUGGACUUUAUGAAUAUAAGCUCAUUGGUACUCUGAGAGCUCCACCAGAUCUACUUGCAGAUAUCUGUAUGGAUUUAGGCUAUAUAAGACGGCAGAUCCCACAGGUUACAGAAACCUAUGAAACAGAAUGCAAUGGAGAAACAGUGAUCUACAUGAAAAUGGAGUUCCCUUUUUUAUUGGCCGCAAGAGAUUGCGUCUAUGUGCGGCAGCGGCGAGAACUGGACUUCAGGGGGCAGAAGGUUCAGGUGGUCCUGGCCAAGACCACCUCGGUGCCACAGUUCCCAGAGAGAUCAGACUUCAUCCGUGUGAGGCAGUGCCAGGUGAAGCUGGCCGUGCAGAGCAACGGCAGUAACCAGAGCAAAGUGUUCAUUUACUGCUUCAUAAACCCUGGUGGCUGGAUUCCAUCCUGGAUCAUCAACUUGGUUGCCAAGAAUGAAAUUCCUGGCUUCCUUGCUAACCUGGAGGAUGCCUGCCUGAGGUGCCAGAGGAGAACCUGAGAGAUUUGGGAGCUUUUUGUUUAUGAAUGAUGUUCCUGGAAGUGCCACAACUACUGAUGCUCAGUAUAUCUGUCAUUUUUCCAUCUCAGAAGCCUGCACUCUCCCCAGAACCUUGUGCCCAAGUGUGCCAGCCUGAUACCUAGCUUCCUUUCCCAUCCUCCCCACUCUGGGACACACCGCCUUGUUUCACUGUAGAAUGUGGGUCAGAUUCAGAAAACCCUUGCUUGUUUAUUUUUUAAAAGAGG
This is a messenger RNA of Odocoileus virginianus texanus, 878 nucleotides long. RefSeq names its product phosphatidylcholine transfer protein-like. Lineage: Eukaryota; Metazoa; Chordata; Mammalia; Artiodactyla; Cervidae. The record is from RefSeq and is a predicted model, not a curated record. Gene Ontology annotation, molecular function: phosphatidylcholine binding; phosphatidylcholine intramembrane carrier activity.